AUGAGAACUAAAAUUUUAUUAGUAAAACUCUUUAUCUUAGUUUAGGUUUGCUAUUGCUAGGUUUUAGAUAAUUUUGUUUUUACUAAAACACCACUUUCAAAUAUAUUGUAUUCUUAAAUAUGCAGUUAGAAUACUCCUCUUAAAAAUAUCAUUGCCUUGAAUAGUACAAAUAGCUCAUUUAUUGGAUGGAGCAAUACUUGCGGUGUUGUUAUUUUCAAUAUAGAUAACAAUGAUGAUGUCUCUUAUACCUUCUUGCUUUAGGAUGCCUCUAAAGUUUUAAAAAUAUUUUAGUCUUACACUUAAAGUAUUUGGAUUAUUAAAAAUUCUUAGAUUUAAAUCUACAAUAAAAAAGAAUAAAAAAUUACAAAUACUUUAAUAUAUGGUGGGCCAUCAAGCAAUUUAAUUGAUGUUUAAGAAAUUCCUAGUGAAUAAGUAAUAUUAAUAUUUACUGAAAGGUAGAUUCAAUUCAUAGACACUUAUAAUUUAGUUGUCCUUUCUUCUACAUAUGAUAUUAAAACCUCUGAUCCUUCCAUCAUGAGCGCUUUGAUUAUUAGCGAUAAAUACCUUCUACUAGGAUAAGGUUACUAAAUAAAUGUUAUUGAAUUUCUUAAUUUAAGUACUCAAACAAAUACUGUAAUAGCAAAAUCAAAUGGAUUAGUUUUUACUUAAUACAAUACCUAUGUUACUAGAAUGGUCAUGCUACCUAAUAACGCCUUUGCUAUUUAAACAUCAACAUAAGGUAUUUAUUUUGGAAACUUCACCUCUUUCAUAACGACAAGGAACGUUUAGAAUAUAACUUUUUAGCAAUAAAUUUAAGAUAAAAGCUAUCUUUAGAUGCAAUACAUACAAACUAAUUUAAAUUAGAGUUAUUUGAUAGCAGAGGAAGCUUUUAAUGCAAUAAAAAUUAUCUAAUUCCAGUACACUCCUUCAUUUAAUUAGUUUUUUUAUCAGCUUUUACCUAUAUAUACAAAAACAUAUGACCUGAAAUUAUUAUUUAACAGUCAAUACCUAAUUUCUUUUACAGAUAAAUGUGUUAAUAUUUACAAAAAUAUUACAUCUAACUAUCAAAAUUAAUAACCAAAUAUCCUUAGCAUAAAUAAUAACAUUUUAUAUAAUUCAUUUAAAUUCGUUAGCAACUCAGGAAAUAGAUGCUUUAUUUAGCAGAAUCUGCUUUAUUAUUCUAAAGGAACUGAUGGUGUAAUAAUUUUAAAUAUAGAUCCAAUUAACUAUACUCUUUAAGCUAAUAAUGUUUUAAAUAUUGAUAGUAAUUCUCAUUCGUUUGCAGUUUAAAUUUACAAUACAAGUUAGCUAGUUGUUGGAGAUUCCAAUUUAUAUUUUUUAAACAUAACAAACUUGUAACAACCAAAAAUUAUAAGUAACAACAGCUUUAACUUAUAAUAAAUAAAUGCAAAUUAUGCUAUUGUUUCUUAAAAUUUAAAUACUAUUUUUGUAGCUGCAGGAUAUGCUGGAUUAAUGAUAGUAAAUAUUACUAAUUUCACAAAUCCAAAUUUAAUAUCAUCAAUAUCAACUAAUACUCCAGCUUAAUACAGUUGCUCGUUCAUUUAAACAUAUCUAAAUGAAAAAUAUGUUAUAGCUAACUACUAAAAUCUAGGUAUUUAUGUUUAUGAUGUAAGCUAUUUGAAUAAACCCUAAACUUAUUCAUUCUUUCCUAUAAGCGCUGGUCAAGAUUUUAGUAUAUCCAUUACUAAAUUUUUCAUGGUUAUAUCUAACAGUGACUAUGGAAUAGCUAUUAUUAAUAUUACUGAUCUCAAAAAUUUAUCACUAAUAAGCAAUAUUUAUAUAUAAGGCUCGACCCAAAGAGCCUAUUUAAUAUCUAAUGACUAAUAUAUCCUCACUCUAUCAGUAUUUAGUGGAUAGCUAUAGCUGGUUGAUAUAACUAACCUAAAAAACCCAAAAAUAAUAUAGUAAUAUUCUUACAACAAUCAAAUAUCUGCAUAUGACUUGUGCCUCUCUAGUAAUUAUAAUACUGCAUAUUUAGCUAUGGGAAGCGGAAUAGUCUAAUUUAAUUUAUUUACUAAUAAAAAUCUUAAUAUUAAUUUUUUCGACUGUACUGAUCCAAAUAAAAUAGUUAGCUUGAAUCAAAAUAAUUGGUUUUCUGUGGGGCAGCAAAUUGGUGUUUAAAUUACUGAAAUUUUACCUAAUGUUAUGAGAUAAGUUAUGAUCACUUCAGCUUAUUAUUAUAAUAAUUUUUUCUAGUUGCAAAUGCUUCCUACCUGGAGCUCGUUUUAAUUACAGCAAUAAAUGUUGAUGAUAAAUAUCGAAAAAGAGCUUCUUCAGCAAUAAGUUAAAAAUGACUCAGAAACAAUAGAGUUUGUAUUUGAAAUAAAAGAGAAGCUAUUUAAUACUGAUUUUAUUUAUUCUUCAAUAGGAAUAACUAGUCAAAUAUCAUAAAAUAUUUUUAAUUUAUGUUAGUAGAAUUAAAUAGUAGAUAGCUAAAGCUAUGUAAUUUAGUAUAAACAAAAUAUAAUAAGCUAAGCUUUCAGUUCUUUCUCAUCUGCUUAGACUAACCAUAUCCUUUAUGUUUUGAAUCAGAAAGUUAUCAGUUUUCCAGUUAUAUUUAAUAUAUAGGGAUCUUUGCAAUUCUAGGCUGAUCUAAAUUUAAUCUCUACUCCAUCUGAUUAAGUUUCAAUAUAGAUCAUCACAAGCCCUGCAUAAGGAGUUUUUAUCAAUAAAUAAUACAAGUAAUUAAAUGUAAUUUUUAAGCAAGAUCUUAGCGGAAUAACAUUAUCUGGAGAUCUGAAAAGCGUUAACAUGAUUCUUUAAUAGAGGCUUUAUUUUGCAAAUUUUACUAAUACAAAUAAUAUUUCAUUUAACAUAAUUAUAAAUGAUGGAUUAAACUAUUAAAUAACCUAACUUCUUACCUACUCAAAUUGCAAAUUUAUCAAAUUAAAUAGCCCUAUUUUUAAAAAUCCUAAAAAGAGCUUAUAAUAGGAUUUUGAAAGUAAAAAUUAAAAUGGAAAAUCAUUGAGUGUCCUAACUAAUUUCUAAUACACAUUCGAUAGCAAUAUUUUCCUUGACAAAGAUAGCUAAUCUGUUUCCUAUUCAGCUUACAUCUAGAAAGAUAAUAAUUAUAUAUUGAUACCUCAAAAUUAUUGGAUUAACUUUGAAAAGUCAAGCAGGACAUUCUAUGGGCAAAUCGAUCUAAGCUAGUAUAAUCAAGUUAUUCGUUUAAUGGUCAAUGCAACUGAUGGCUAUACUUACUCAACCGAUACUUUCGAAAUACACUUAGACAUAAUACCAGCAUACUAUGUAUUUACUAUCCUAUUUGAAAUAUUUCUACCUCUUUUUGUGAUUAUAACCAUUUAUAAUCAUAAAUCUAUCUUAAUAAACUUCUUAAGAAGAUUUAAACUGUUGCAAAUGCCACUCCAAAUUGAUCUGAAUAAAUAAUAUUAUUUAUAAAUUCCUAUCUUAGAAAACUGCUUAGAAGAUGGAUUAGAAAUAUGGAAAUCUUAUAAGUAUACUAUAAUCAAAUAAAUAGUGUUACGAGAGUUAACUUAUUUAAAAUUAGAUAAAAAGACAACCGAAAUAGAUAAAAAUGACAAUUCUUGCAAUGAUUCAAGAGUUCAUAAUGAUAUGACCAAAUCUUAAAACGCUCGUAUGGCUCAGAGCACCCUCAAUAAAAGCUCUGCUAAAUAGGUAUAAAGCAAGAACAAUUCUAAAUAACUAUUAAACCUAAGCUAGAAAAUUGUCAAAAACAUGAGCAAUCAGGAAGUCAAGCAGAUUCAGAAACACUUAAAAGAAUAAAAAGUAAAUUACAAUUACAAUUGCUUUAUCUAUAUGUAAAAAAAUGGAUAACUAAACUAUAAAAAUAUUUUGGAUUCAAUACAUAAGUGGUGUCUUAAACACUACAAUAAGCCAAAAGUACUAAAUGAUUUGUAGAAUCCUGCUAGCUUGUUUUCUCACUUUAUGAUAGGAUUAGUAUCUAUCUACUUCGCAUAGAUAGAUAAAACAGCUGAAAACGUUAUUUAGAUGCUAAAAUAACAAGCAUUAAAAGAAGGACUAUCUGAAAAAGACUGGACUAAGAUGUAUGUAGAAUUCAUUACUGAUGGAGACAUUGUGUUAUACCAACCUGUUCCUCAACCUAUUUAUAAUUAACAAAAGAUAGAUGAGUAGAUUAAUCUGAUUUAACAGCUCUAAUAAGAAAUAUCUGUCUCUGAAUUCAUCAUGCCUCUUAUUAAGGAAAAUUUAAAGGCUAUUGCGUUAGGUUUCACCAGCGAAAAACAAAGUUACUUCCCAAUAGCAAGAAAACUAAGUUUAGAUUGCUACACUCAUUAAAUUCACUGCAUUAAAGUAUAUAGGCCAUUCGAGAAAAAAUCAUUCUUCAACAAAUAAAAAGUAAUUGAAGUAGAGAAAGAAAAAGAACUUUCACUCAACUCCCUUCUUCCUUCAUGGAUUAAUAGUGUAGAUAUUAUCAACGGUUCUCUUUUCUUUUCAAUAUAAGCUUAAACUAAAGACUAAGGACGAUACCAAAUAAAAAUUUUUAGUACAUAAAAAAUAAUCAUAAAGGUAAUUUAUGUUAACAUAGGAAGUCCUAAAACUCCGGAAGAUAAAUAAUAGAAUGAAGAAGACAGAGAUGCAACUAUCACAUAGCAGUUUUCACAGUAAAAGUAAUAAGAUGAUAACCAAUCUGAAUAUUAAUCUUAGAAUAAAUAAUUUGAUAACAUAAGUUAGUAUCAAGAUGUUAUUUUAUAAAACCUGCAUAUGUCUAACUAGGAAUAACACUACUCUAACUUAGAUAGUCCCCAACCUCUAAGGCCAUUUAAAAAAGCUUUAUCUUAAUACCACUCUUCUGCAUAAUCGAUUUACAAUUAAAUAGGUAAUAGAUCUAUUUAUAAAGUAAAUAAGUUAGAAAGGUUAGAUAGUAAGAAAACAUUUAAAGAUAACAGAGAUGAUGUGAGUGAAACAAAUAGUCAUAGAUUUGUAGGUGAUGCAGAUUUUGAACAUGUCAAUUCGAAUGUGAAUUCUCCAAAAAAUUCACCUAUAUAAUAAUUAGAUACUAAAUAUAAAACCUUAUAAAAUUAAUUUUUAAAUCAAAACAUAUGA
This is a messenger RNA of Tetrahymena thermophila SB210, 5064 nucleotides long. RefSeq lists its product as hypothetical. The transcript is spliced from 2 exons. NCBI's taxonomy places the organism in Eukaryota, Ciliophora, Oligohymenophorea, Hymenostomatida, Tetrahymenidae. Gene Ontology annotation, cellular component: membrane. The record is from RefSeq and is a predicted model, not a curated record. Gene Ontology annotation, molecular function: calcium ion binding; protein binding.